Molecule: messenger RNA, 2981 nt
Organism: Anolis carolinensis (green anole)
Lineage: Eukaryota; Metazoa; Chordata; Lepidosauria; Squamata; Anolidae
Product: tripartite motif-containing protein 55
Exons: 6
Coding region: 445-2421 (658 amino acids)
Biological process (GO): protein ubiquitination
Cellular component (GO): cytoplasm
Molecular function (GO): zinc ion binding; ubiquitin protein ligase activity
Source: RefSeq, a predicted model, not a curated record
GCUUCCUCCAGGGAAAACGAAACCUAGAAGAGGGUGGGGUGUUGCAAUCUCUUGCAGGCUCUUGUGACUGUGUAGACAUUCUGUGUGUGCAAUUUUAUUGGCUUCCUGUACAUGAAUAUGGUCCAGACAUAGCUUAUGACUCAGAUUCACUGAAGAACUGGAAUCGAAAGAGUGAGAGGAAAAAAGGGAGGGAAGGAAGGAGGUUUAGUUGUUGUAUGUUUUUCGGGAAGUCUCUAGAGCUGUCCACCAAAUAGGUGUGAUACUGCCAUUAAUGUUGGCUGACCUUUGCUCAAUCUUCUGUCAGUUUCUGUGAUGAAAUGCACCAUCGUGACAACCUCUGCCAGCUUUUCCUGGGAUCUUCAGAAAUUUUCUGUUCUUCAAUAGCCAACUCUAUGGAAACAGUUCAGGCUGUCAAGGAACAGAUACAACUCUAGAUCAGCUGAAAUGGCUUCCGUCCGAGAAGUGUCUGGGAUUACUGAAGACCUACUCUGCCCAAUCUGCCUCUCCAUCUUCCAAGACCCUCGGAUGCUGUUUUGUGGCCACAAUUUCUGCCUUUCUUGCUUGGAGAGCUGUGUCAUUGCCAAGGGGCAGCAUCAGGGAACGUGCCCUGAGUGCCGAGAUCCCUUCAACCUCCAAGAUGCCGUUCACAACCGCGUCUUGGCCAACUUGUCUGAGAAAGCACGGCUCCUCAAGUUGGAGGCAGGGUGCCAGUCUGGUGUGACUGGGAGCUGGCAUAUUUGUGAAGAACAUGAGGAGCCCCUCAAACUCUUCUGCAGCCAGGAUGAGGGCCCAGUCUGUGUGAUCUGCCGGGAUCUACCUCAGCAUCAAGGGCACAACUUUUUGCCUAUCAAGAAUGCUGUGAACAGUUAUCGGGAGAAACUGAAGGCAUCUCUGGGGCCUCUGAAGGAUAGGGUGAAGUGGGCCACAAAUCAUCAGUCCUAUCAACAGGAGACAAUGGAAGAACUCGAGGAUCUAACUCAAAAUCUGUAUGGCUUGAUCUUCAUUGCAUUUGAAGAACUACGUGAAAUCCUGAAUGAGAGAGAGCAAGACAUGAUGGAAACUGUGAAACAGAUGAAGGAGGACAACCUAGCAGCAAUGGAAAGGAAUGUGGAGUAUUUGAAGGAACAUGAGUCGUCCCACGAAGAGUCAGUUUCCAGCAUCCAAGCUGCAUUGGAGGAACCCAAUGAAUUUGCUUUCCUGAAGGAAACAAAGGAACUGAUGGCAAGAAUCUCAGAUCACCUUAGAGAAAAGAAUGAAGAAAGAGGAAGCAAAGCAGCUGAAGAAGGCCAGAUGUUCAUUGAGGGUGAAGAGAGUGAAGAUGAACAUCGAGACCUGAGUGAAAAUAAGGCUGAAGAAAACAAGGAGUACAAAGCCAUAGAUGACAAGGCGGAAGCUUAUGGAGAAGCUCAAGAUGUUAUGGAAGAUAAAGAUGCAGCGAUUGUAGAUGUAGAUCCAGCCCUCAAAGAAUUAGAAAAAUUACUUGACUUUGAGAACUUGAAGGACAUGUUGAAAAGCAUCAGCAUUGAGGAGAUGUUUGUCCCAGGCUCCCCUUACUGUUCCCCACCCUUAGAGGAAGAUGUUCUCACUUCUGAAUAUAGCAACAUAAUUGAGGAAGGUGAGGAAAAAGAGACAACAGUGGCUGAGGAACCAGAUAAUACCGCAGAAGUCAUGACUGCAGCUCCAGGAAUGAGCUCCCUUGCUGAACAGACACCCCUGCCAAGAAGUGUCUCCAGUGCAGCUCCAAACGUGGGAGGAGCCCUUAAUAGGCCACUCUUUCACUCACCCAUUUUCCCAAUGCCUCCCUUCCAAUCAUUGCCUCCCUAUGGUAAUAAUCCCAUGCGAGGAUGGGGGAAUGUACGUUGCUGGAGACCUCUUCCCAUGUGGUCUUGUGGCAUCGUUCCACACGGCAGAGGAACCUCACAGAGGCAGCCAUUUUACUCUAGCUUUGCACAAGGCAGAGGAAAUAGUCCAAACAGACGAGGAUCCCAACCUAGCGUAGGCUUGUUCCCAACCUAUUCACAACAGAGUAGCUGGAAAUAUCAAAGGAGAGAGCCAAACCAACCUGGAGGAGAUCAAGGUGGGAGGCAAGGACAGAGUGGUUUCAAUAAACAGAGGCCCCAACCCAGUGGUGGGAGCCAAAGUGGAGUGGGGUCCAUAAAGAAUGAGACACACAAACCCAAGCAGGUUCAUGUCUCAAGGAAAGGAGAAGAUCAGAAGAGUCCCCAGUUCAGUGUGGGUACUAGCUCAGGUCAAAGCAGAGAGCCAUCCAAGCCCAAAGGUGGUCCCCCGCCUGGACAAGGAGGUUCAGGACAAGGACGAAAGUCUGGGAAGAAAAGGGGUGGAGCAUCCUCAGGAAGCCAGGCAUCUCACCCUGGAGGCCGUGGGGGCAGUCAUGGCUCUAGUUCAGCAAAGCGUCCUUAGAACAAAUUGCCAUUUCUUACCCAUUUCCCUUAGAAGUGGCUCACCAGAAUGCAGAGAGAAGGGACUUUCCUAAGAAACAGGGGCUCCUUCCACACAGACAAAUAAAAUCCCACAUUAUCUGCUUUGAGCUGGAAUAUAUGGCCGUGUAGACUCAGAUAACCCAGUUCAAAGCAGAUAUUCUGGGAUUUUCUGCCUUGAUAUUCUGGGAUAUGGGGCUAUGUUGAAGGGCCCUGGGUGGUGUCGCAAAAGAAUGGCCUUCAGUGAUUAGUUUUUCAAAGAAAAGUAGAACUGGAAAUAUUUUAGUGCUCAUAAUACAGUAGAGUCUCACGUAUCCAAGGUAAACAGGCCAGCAGAAGCUUGGAUAAGCGAAUAUCUUGGAUAAUGAGGGAUUAAGGAAAAGCCUAUUAAACAUCAAAUUAAGUUAUGAUUUUACAAAUUAAGCACCAAAACAUCAUGUUAUACAAAAAAAAUUGACAGAAAAGGUAGUUCAAUACGCAGUAAUGUUAUGUUGUAAUUACUGUAUUUACGAAUUUAGCACCAAAAUAUCACGAUAUAUUGAA